Messenger RNA from Porites evermanni, 10860 nucleotides. The record is from the annotation of a GenBank genome assembly. NCBI's taxonomy places the organism in Eukaryota, Metazoa, Cnidaria, Anthozoa, Scleractinia, Poritidae.
CAGCGUUCAAUCUCGGUUCAGGACUGUAAAGUGACUUUCAGAAACGGGUUCAACCUAGAGUCCAAUGAAAUAAGAAAUAAAAUGUUCAGCAGAAGACACAUCCCCGAGCAGAUUCCGACGGUUUUGUCGAGAAAAGUACACACUGUCAUGGAGUGUCUCGACGCUUGCUUAAGAUCUGACCGAUGCGUUUCAUUUGAUGUUGAGGCAAAGCCACUACAGUUGAAAGUCUGUAGAAUAUUUGGAGAGGUAGAGAGCAUGCCGCCCUUGGUUGAAGAGGGAAAUUCGAUUCAUUUUAACUUGAGUUCUAAAUUACUACGACAGGUAAGCCAGACUAAAGAUUAAUCAAUCUCUGUCGAGUUUGUAUUUUCAUUUUUGUUUUCUAUUAUAGAAUUUUAUUUUAUUAUUAUUUUUUUUUUUUUCAAAACUGCAGUAAAGGUGCUAAUAUCUUUGAUAUGAGAUUAUUGUUCUGCCGUCUAUCAAAAUAUCUCAAAAACGAUUAUUUUUAAGAGUAAAUCAGAAAGCUAUUUUUUACUAAUUUUUUUUCCUGAUGUUUAGUACUUAGAUUUUAUUUCAUUUGCAGACUAAUAAAUUAAAAGUUAGGCGCAGUCUACAACAUUAUCUCAAACAUUGUAUAUCCACAGACUCAAAACUUAGAACCUCCUAGCACAGCAAAAUUAUCAGUAUCACAAGAUCAGUAAUUCUCAGUAGCUUUUAUUUAAACGGCGACCACUCCACAACGGCCAGUUUCUUCUAGGAGAGCCUUUGAUCAUCUUAACAAGAUGAGGUAUAUCUUAUUACUGGUGGGGCUGCUGGAGGCCUGUGGCGUCACCGACAAUGGUCGCCAUCUUGGAUUUCACCAAGAAUUAGAAAUCCGGUCCAAACCGCGAGAAAAAUGGUAAUUUUUUGUGCUUCAAAUGAAAAAUAACACCUAAAUAAGCACUUUGCAUAAAUUUAGCCACAAUAUCUACUUUUAUUAUUGAAAUAAGUUGAAAAAACAUGUGGCCUGACCACCUGCUAUCUGUGACGUCAUAUCUCGUAACUAUAGCAACUGACCAUCACCGGACUUUUCUCAAAAUGUGCGCAAGGCAUGAACGAACAGCUACUAAAGACGGUCAGGUGCUGAUGUUUUAUCCUCUAGAAAAAACUCAGAAAAACCUUAUGGGGGGCGGGGAUUGGCACACUAGUAGUUACUACCAGUAACUACCACCAACUACUAGUAAGGGACUGUUCAAUAAUUAUCAGGAGGUGGGGGGGCUGAAAAACUAGAGUUAUCUAGCAAACACUUAGACAGUACCCCCCUCCAAAACAAAAAGAAUAGUUCUAACCCCCCUCUGUUAUGUUAAGAAUAACGUCGCACCCCCCCUCCCACCACCUACCCACCCACACACACACACCCACCCCUCACCGCCACCAUUACCAUAGAUGCCUUUAAGUAAAUACCUUUUAUAUUGUCAUGCUACUGUAAGCGUACGCUUACCUGUUGGAUGUCGUCGUCUGGAAAAAAUAGUACCUCAUAUGAAUGUUCAACAAAGCCAUCCUUUUCGGAGUCAUCUGAAUCCAAAUUAGAGUUUUUUUCGGAAGUACUUGUGUGAGAAUCAGAGUCGUAUUCGGAAUCACUGUAUAGGAGUUCUGUGUCACUGUCAUUGGCACUAUUUUUUUCGUUGUUUCGUGUUCCAGAAUGCGAAAAAUCAAGAGCACGUGCUACCACCUCAACUUUACUUCCAGAUACAUGAAGAUUGUUCUGCUUAAGGUAGAUCUUAAUUUGUCUUGCUGUGAGGGAUUUGACUUCAUUUCCUUCUUUCCAGUUAAUGUCUGGAAGGGUACUGCGUUCAGCUUCCCUUUUUUGAGCUUUCAAUGCAAGAAACUCACGAUGUUGAAUAAGACUUAAGGCCCCCCCUCCGUCAAAUGAGUGAUUUUACUUUGAUUUGUCCCGUGCGGAGUGGCACGUGUUUGUUGCGCGUUCUCUCUUGUCUGUCCUGUACUGAUAGAACAUCUCAGUUGUGUUUACUACCUAUGGCCCCCCCGCUGGCCAUGUGGCUGUUUUUCUUUGGCCCACCCCCCCCCGCCUAUCUUGGCAGCAAUUUUUUGUAAUGCCCCCCUCUAGUUUCUCAGCCCCCCACCGCCCUUCUGAUAAUUAUUGCACAGUCCCUAACUACCGACAACCGAUAACUACUAGUAACUACCGGUAACUACUAGUAACUACUGACAACUACUAGUAACUGCCAGUAACUACCAUAGUAACUAACAACAACUACAAGUAACUACUGGUAACUACCGACAACUGCUUUAAACUAGUAACUAUCGAGAACUACUAGUAACUUUCAGUAGCUAGUUAUUAGUAGUUACUGGUAGUUACUAGUAGUUGUCGGUAGUUCGUUGGUAGUUACUAGUAGUUGGUGGUAGUUACUAGUAGUUGUCGGUAGUUACUGGUAGUUGGUGGUAGUUACUAGUAGUUGCCGGGUAGUUCCUAGUAGUUGCCGGGUAGUUCGUAGUAGUUGGUGGUAGUUACUGGUAGUUGACGGUACCAAUAACUACAAAUAACUACUAGUAACUACCAGUAACUACUUGUAACUACCGGCAACUACCAUUAGCUACCGAGAACUACUAGUAGCUACUUAAACUCAAGAAAAAUCCUUUUUCGUUGUAGAAAGUGGUUCUUCUUACCUAAUCAACGAUUUCCAGUGUAAUGCAGGUCGAACCAAUGAUCGUCUGUUUCUUGUAACCAUUAAAAUAAAUACACAAAAGAUGGUUACAAAAUCACAACUCCCCCAGGCUACCAGUUAAUUUAUGUAUAUCUCACGAUUUUUGUUAUUUGUUAACCGAACUGCCUGAUGGACUACGAUUAAUGUCGGAAAAAUUCUGGGGCAUUUUUUUAGUUAAAAGUACAAAAUGUGACGUCACAUUGGCUGACGUCACCAAAAAGUGGAAAAUUUUUUUUUUUUUUACAUUUGCGUGAAACUUAUAUCAUCUGAAAGAGCAUCAGAAGAGGAGAAAAACAACGAAAACCGCUUUUCGAUACGACACGCGAGUUAUGGGACAAAAAAAUAUUUUAGUGCGCCCCCCGGAUCCAUAGUUUUUAUUAGAAAACGAUUGCUAUGAUAUAUUUUUUUUACAGUCUUUUACGAAAUAAGGUGAUUUUUUGGUACCACAAACCUCUCAUUGUGGGCUAAAAUCGUCUGAUUUUAGAUUUUCAUUUUUUUUUAUAUUUAAGAACGCUAAUUUAAGCAGUACAAAAAAUGAUCAUGUGACGUUUUCUGACAUCACAAAUUUGUUUCCCAGGAUUCUGCGUAGUCGGAAUUUUUUUUUUCUUAAUGUUUUUUUUUUCUUUUAGCUUUCGACAGUCCAGAUUUAUUAUAUGCAACUUAGCAUUAGAUAACAAGGGCAAUUAUUAAACAAGACAAACACUCCCGAAGGGGUAGUUCCAGUUUUUGUUCUACACAUUCAUCCAAAUUAAACUGCCAUGUCUCAGCUAAACUAUGAGAUAUUGCAAAAUUGUUUUCAGCUUUAGUCAACUUCCUUUUAUAAGAUCUUUGAGAAAAAAACCACACAAUUUGGAGAUUCAAAAAUUCAACAUUUACGUAAGAAUGACGUCAGCAAACAUGACGUCAUGACUGAAUAUUUUAAGACAUGCUAGCAACUAAUUUGGUUGGUCUUACAUUUUGCUUUUUCAGGCCAACUUUCGUGAAAAAAGCUAAAAAGCCGAAAAGUUAUUGUAAAAUAACAAAACUACCCACGCAUUGAUGCAACAUUUAAAAGAAUUAACAAAAGGAAAAAGUUAUUGGUUUGAAGAAAUUGUGCAGCAAGUGGUAGUAAUAGAGAUAAAGGCAUUAAUUUAAAGAUGUAUCUUUCGUUAUGUGGCACUGGCAGUACAAGGUUGUCAUACAGAUUCCGGAAACAAAAUCGACGAGAUUUAAAUAGCGAAGAAAUAGUAACUAUAUGUAGUGAAUUAAACGACUGACUUUUUUCUAUUCUAAGAUCUUUAUUAUUUUCCCAAGGUCUUAAGUUAUAUUCUUUUCUGUAAAUAGAAUAAAUUAUUAAAUAUCCGACAAUCUUAACUAACAGCUCAAAGUCCGAAUUACGUAGGAGUUUAAGGAACAGACGGUGAGAUGAUAUUUCGAUUCAAAACAAUAUUUUAGUUUCUUCUUAAUUGGGAUUAAAAAGCUUCUUUCUUGAAUCGUCUUAGCACGAGCGCAAAUUUAACUUUACCGAUAAAUUGUUAUUUUUAUUUUAUAGCCUUACUCCCCCGGUUUUUUUUACUGAAUAGUCUUACUGUGUUUUUUUCACUGGCGCCCACCUCUUAAUUCUGAUAUCAUAAUUAUGUUAUGAAUCCUAGACAAAUAAAAAGAGGAUAUUACAUGGCCGCGCGGAGAUACGAAAUUUCUCUUCGAGUGUUGAAAAAUAUUUCACGAGUGAGCGCAGCGAACAAGUGAAUUUUUUUUUCAACACAACAAGAGAAAUUUCGUAUCUCCAAGCGGCCAUGUAAUGUUCUAUUUAUUAUAUAAACACCAUUGAACUACCAAACCAUUUCACUUUAACAGUUUUUUGGUGUGAAAGGAGCGAUUUAUUAUGAAGCCAUAGCAACGGUGAUAUUUUCACAUGUGAAGAUAACAUGUAAUUUUCACAUGUGAAGAUAUCGACAAGUUUUUGCGCGAAAGCUCGCCUGGUAUUUCAUUGGUGUUUACAUAAUAAUUCGUUUUUCUGACUCAUUAUUUCAUGGCGUCAAUUAUGGUUCUAUUGAACUAAGGCAAAAUCGAUUCUCAUUUUGACCCCCGAUAUCAAUCCUUUUUUAAGAACGCGGUAUAUAAAACUUUUAUUUUAAUUUCUCAAUCAGCAGAACGUUGGCUUUGAGAAACUUGAGAUUGAAUUAUCAAGUCGAGUUAGGGCCUCAGUAUCAUUAACACAUAGAUUUGUUAAACAAACUGACGUUUCUGAUUCACUCGAAAUUGUUUUAAUUUACACAGCAUAGUGAAUAAAAUAUUUUCCUAUUUAAACAUGCUAUUUACAGACAAUCGUGUGUUUAUCAGGUGAUCAACCAGUUUCCUUUGCAAAACCGUUUUAAAAUGACCAUGGAAUACUUCAAACUCGCUUUCUUUUCAACUCUUUGUAUUUCUGCUUUAUUUUGGCAAGUGCAUCUCGCCUGUGAUGGCGACGAAUUCCAAAAAUUUCAAGAAAGGGUACAGAUGCGAACUUUCAGUGGAAGUAGGAUGCAUUUAGCCCCGAACGCUUUUGACCACGAACAAAUUUUCAGUGUACUGCAGUGUUUGGAUAUUUGUCUUAGAACUACACAUUGCUUCUCUGUUGAUAUCAAUUUGGAUCAUCCUAGGAAAAUAUGCAGGAUAAAUCCUUUUUUCGAAACACGAAAGCAUUUUCUUGUGAAGGAUGAAAACUGGAAGCACGUUAAUAUAAGUGCAAACCAUUUAAGAAAGGUAUGUCCAUUUACGUUUUUAUUUCAUAAAGUGCACGUCACUUUGUUUUCAAAAAAAUGGAAUUUUUUAAAUUCUGUUUCGAAAGACAUUUGUACAUGGUUUAAGCUGAAAAAAAAAACACUGGGAUAUAUAAACCAUCAAAACAAUAACAGGAAAAUGAAAAGACUCAUGUUUCAUAAAUAUUACAUCGCCUAUUUACUUUGUUUAAAAGCGUAUCUACAAAUUUACUGUAUUUUACGGACGAAAUCAGGUGGCAAAAGGUUAACAAGAAGAAGCUUUAUUUGGCUUGAAAACAUUUCAGAGUACUAAUGUAGACACGUUCUCAUUUCUGCACUUACACACAAUUUUUGAUUUUUUUUUUCUUUUUUUGUUAAGAACUGAACUUAUUCGAGUGUAUUUACGAUAUUGUCAGACUUAAACACCCAUAGAACGUAAACUUUUCCUGGUUAUAUCUUUUCUUGAAUUAUUAGAUAAUGAUAAAAAAGCUUUUACAUAUAAAUAAAAUACAAUAUUUUUCAACAGUUUACUGUAUCGAGAAAAUUAUUCAUUUGGUAAUUAUCGGGAGAAAUGGCCAUUGUUCUCCGAACAUUUACUUAGACCCUGUUUACAUGGAGUAGGGGACCUCGGUCUAGUGGGGUAAGUUUCUUUUGUUUUCACGCUCUGGGGGACACAAAACAAAAGAAACUUACCCCACUAGACCGAGGUCCCCUACUCCAUGUAAACAGGGUCUUACAGUCAGUGAAAGCUUCUAGGUCUUUCAUAUCGCUUAUUGUUAUUCUAAAAUGAUGAACAGGAAUCUUUUUCAUUGGUUACCAUGAACGCGCGACAGUACUCUUCGUCAUGGAGUAGGCAGGUGAAACUAACAAUAGUCCAAUCUCUAUUGUUUUCCCUUUUGUGAGGCCAGAUCACACCUUUACGCAUUUUCAUUACUCCUUACAGAUAACUAAUGAGUCGAAAAUUUUAGUGUCGUUUCCUCGCAUUAGAGUUUUGACGGAGCUCUAACUGAUUACUCUAUGAGUAAGCGGGUGGUAGAGAAAAAGUGGAGUCAAAAAAGAUGUCAGUUUGCCUUUAAUAAAUUAUAUGUGAACGAAGAUAACGCACAACUAGAGUAAUCAGUGCGAAGUUUAGAAUCGGCCUUUUCGCAAAAAAGAGGGACGUUUAAUAUAGACAACGAUAGCAAGAAAUAUUUAUUGAAAAGUUGUGCCGCGCUCUAUAAAGAGAAUUGGAGGCUCUAUGUAAGUUUUCAGUCGAAAACAGGGUCGAAAAUGGUGAUAUUCGCGCAGAUGAAACGGCCAAUAACCAAUCUGAACCUAGAUACGCUUAUAACAUAACCGAAACUGUAUAACUAAGCGUGAAUCAGAUAUCUUGAAAACAAUUUUGUCGGAGUAGCAAACGCAAGCCGCAAGUGCUCUGAUGUCUUUAAAUUUCGCGCGCGACUGGCUUCUCAAUGUUGUCUGCUGUUCAACGCGACCCCGUAUUGUUUUUUCAUGGCAACCAUUGUUUCGACUAAGACAAUAACUUCACGAUCACUCCGACUGCGCGCUAACUUUAAACUUUAUAUUUUCAAACUUAAAAGUCUGCAACUUAACUUAACCGAGUCAAAUUUUCGCGAAAAAGCUAUCCACGUGUAGGUAAGGCUUUUGUCUUAAAUAAUCCGCUCUAUAAUCUGAAGAUUUCUGAUUAUUUUUGAAGAAAUUCGAAGUUUAACUUGGACAUGGUCGUUUUCCAUACUGAAAAUACUGUAAAAAACCUGAUUUUCAAUGUUAAAAGUCUGCACCCAAUUCUUAUUUAUUUUACUUGAAAUUUAGCUGGACAUGAGAAAUUUCUAGAAUUUGAUUGGUUUAGAGCAGUGGUAUUUCAGCUUAAUUUGAAAUACCUACAUGUGAAAAUUACAAACCUUUUGCGGGUGGUAGUAUAAACAAAUAAUAGCAUGACUUGUACGUGAUAUUUGGCAUAAAUACCACUCGUGAUAUUUCAAAAUUGUCUCAAAUUUCACUCGCCUAACGGCUCUUGAAAUUACGUAUAGCAAUUUUGAAAUAUCACUAGUGGUAUUCAUGCUAAAUACCACUACAAAUCCUGCUAUUACCCAUACUAACUUAAAGAAUCCGCUCUAUAAUGUUAAAGAAUUCAUCUUUUUAAGUAGCGAAAUGGCGAUUUUCUGUCACUCUGCUGCGACAAAAUCGCCCGUUUUCUCUAUUAUUAUGCCACUUUCUUGGCACAUUCAUGCCUGAUCAGCCCACCUCAAUGGCUCAUUGAUAUGCAUAAAUGUCCGACCAUUUCUCCCGAUGAUUUCUUUCUUUCUUUAUUUAUUCGUAUAUUUACUCUAUAAUUUCCUUUCUUUUCAUUUUCUUUCUUCUAACUUCUUCUUCUUCUUCUUCUUCUUCUUCUUCUUCUUCUUCUUCUUCUUCUUCUUCUUAGUUCACGUUAUUUGAAGACGUUAUUAAACGUAGAAAUGUAAUUCAAGUCUUUUGAUUGAAUUGCCUGCGGUUAUGAUCUCUCUUUCUCGUUACAUUGGCGAUUUCCAAUUUAGUACUAAAUUUCAGUAUUUUUCUUGAGCUGUUUUUAGCGAAAUUCAAGUUUAAAUAUUUGUUAAUUACCUGCACCUUUAGUGUUUUUUUUUUUUUGCGAAUUCAACGAUAAUAAUCAACUAUCACAAGAGGCAACUGAACUUAACUGCAUUAGAAAACGUCCCGGAUAACUAAAUUUGAGGCUUCUCAGAUCGUGAAAGUCAUCAAUACUAACUAUAAAAUGAAAACAUCAUUAUCAAACUAAAAUAUUGCUGUCUUAUUUGUUUAUCGACAGAUGCUGAGGUCAGCUACCAAAGAUUGUGAUGGUAUGGAAAAAGGUAGGAUGCUGUUCAUAUAAUGACGUUUUUUCACAUCUUAAUCCCAAGCAUAUACUCGUUAAAACAAAGGCUAAGAAAAGAUAAAAAGUUAGAAAGUAUCGUUUAUAUAAUAGCAAACAAGCAGAAAUACAGAAUUGUUAGCCCCAGGUACAAGCCAUUCUUGUCCCCAGUACUUCAUUCAGUAUAAUCUGGGUAGGUGACCGCAGGCUUAGGGUCCAAGCGGUUCCAUCGAAAUAGCCAAAUGUGCUAUUUUUAGAACAACAUGCAGCGGGAACCCGCAAAUUUGCGUGGCUGUCGUGUGAAAUUUCAGGAGAUGGGCCAUCGUCUUUAUUGCGACUUUAUUUGAGUAUUUUCAUAAAUUUUCAAGUGCUUAAGGUCGCUGGGGAAACCUAUCGUAUCUCUGAAUAAAUUCAUAAGGUAAAAUUUUGCUUGUGCUACAUCUUUUACUGUGAAACUCACAAAACCGUGAGCAUCAGUAAUAUUUAUGAAAUGUUAUUGUGUUGCGAGAAAUAAGCCAAUAACGCGCGAGAUAACUAAACCGCAAACAGCAACGGUAAUUAGUUCGCGGUUUUGAGGCUUGCUUGCGUAUCCUGAACUUUAUUGUGAUUGGCCAGUACCCAAUCAACAUUCCUAAAAAUUUUCAGUUGUUCACGGUUUUCUAAGUUUUACAGUAAAACGGUUAUAUCUCGGGCUAUUUUAGAGACGAUUCCAUAAAAAUUAACAGAGACAUAGUGAAAUGAUGGAAGUUUAGAUAGGAGGGUUGCUUUAAUAUUAGGUAGAUCGCGCUUUACAGAGAUGCUUUAAGCCACAGUUGUUCCAUAUUGGGAAAUCGUGAUUUUGUGUCCAAGUUUCCCGAAAGAAUAGAAGAUAAUAGCAGUAGCUUGUGGCUGAACCCGGCUGGAAUGGACCGAUGCAUUGCUACGGUAAUUAACAUGAUGAGAAUUUCAUUCACAGCCCUUAUAUUCAAAGUUUUUGUUUAUGAGGUUAUUCUUAAGGUCUUGUCUCAAAUUCAAAGGAGGGAAUGAUGACAGAAAUUGAAUUUAUUCAACUCCUAUGGAGGUAAUUUCUGUCGCCAUUUUGUUUGUUUAUCCUUUGCGCAGCGCCCUCCCAAAAAUAGGCAGCUGUUUCGCCAUUCUUGUGCCCAUUUUGUAAAUUUUUUGUGAUCAGGUCUAUAUAUCCUACGUUCCGCGGUAUAUUCGUUUGCUGUCCUUCACAGUUUAAAUGUCAAUUUGUUACUUAUUUUGGGGCCGUAGGUCUUCUAUACAUCCAAUAUGCUUUUAAUUUUUGCAUGGCUUUGCCCAUGUUUCUAAGGUUGGUUUUGUCCAUAUUAAAUUUUCUUUCCGAGACUUCAAAGCGAAACUUGGACUCUUGCCCUCUCAGAGACACGUGUUAUGGUGUGUUUAUGUGACUGUAGUUGAAUGUCAGGGCUCUAUAACGGAGUGAGCGGGUAAUUUUUUAGCAGGGUUCCCUGUUUGUUCCGCCGUACUGAUGAGCCACAAGAAGGACGCAACAGCUGCCUACGUAACGCUACAACCCCUUUCUGUUUUUUGGUUCUUUCGGUGUCGUGUUGAUGUCUUGCAUAGCUAAUUUUCACGUAGUACGAUCAGCUUUGAAGAAUUCAAUGUGUCUACUUUGUAUAUUCUCGCUGAUCAGGUCUUCUAUAGAUCCUACGUUCUGCGGCAUAUUCGUUUGCGGUCCCUUGCAGUUUUCUGGAAAAAAAAUGCGCGCGCGUGUCACAUUAGAUGGCACAAUUUGGUGCUAAAAAAUAGCAUAUUUUGCAUUUUCGAUGGAAUCAAUGCCAUUGCUGGAAAAGGGAGCCAAAUACGGUCUCCAACCCCAAUUAUGGCUCCUGAUAUAAUGUUAUUAUAUUAUUAUUGUUAUUAUUAAUAUUGUUAUUAUUAAUAUUAUCAUAAAUUGCAAAUAGGAUUUUAUAGUUAGCUUUGUUAUCAAUACAGUUUUUAUUUAUUCAUUGUUAUUAUUAUUAUUAUUAUUAUUAUUAGUAGUAGUAGUAGUAGUAGUAGUAGUAGUAGUAGUAGUAGUAGUAGUAGUAGUAGUAGUAGUAGUAGUAUCCAGCAAGAGAAGUGCAUCUGCUUAUUCGAAAGAAUAAAUGAGAUUAUUAUUUGCAGCCAAACAAAGUUGGACGACAUUGCGCAUGAGCAGACCACUAUUUGCAGGCAGUUUUUUGCAGGUCACUUGGUGGGCUCUCUGCCAAUGAAAAGGAAGAAAAAUUUGCAUAGAAUGAUAAUCACAACUUAUUGCCUGUUAGCAUGGAAAAAAUGAAUAUAAUAAUGCUGAUGAUCAAAAAACGAUGACAAUAACUUUCCAAAGCUAAAUGUUACAAGACAUUUUCACUUAUCAAUUUUUCUUGUUUCAGACGGCAAAACCAAUCAGCCGAUACUGUCGACUCAAGCUAGACUGGAUUCUUACUGCGCCACGGAGGCCCCUAAUUUGGACGGGUGUAAAUACAAAAAAGUACAUGAUGGAAGCUGCGUUGGAAAGUGGACGGCUAAAAUUAUCAACAUGAGAUUGUGCUGCGUAGACCUAACACGUCCGAGUCAGAACUGUUGUUGCGAAAUCCCAUUUAAUUAG